AUGUCAAUCAAGGACUUGUUGAAGGAGAAGGGCGGCAAGUGGAAUGGUGGACUGAAGUCGUGGCUUUUUCCUGGUAGCAAGAAGGCCGCCAUCAUCGAAGAUCUCCAAAGCUCCGACAAAGUCAAGAGCGUCGAAGACAAGACGGGCGGAGCUGCGCCAGCUGGCCCUGCAAGCCAACCGGUCGCAAAGCCUGCCGCCAAAGCACCUGCGAAGCGCUCGGCUGCGCAGACAAGCCCCAGCGGUGAGAGGGUCUUUGAGCUGGUAGACGAUGUCAGAGUCUCCAUCUCCGCGUUCAAGAACGAACACGGUGUUGACAUUCGAAAGUUCUACACCGAGAAGGUUACAGGGGAGCUCCGGCCAACACCCAAGGGCAUUCGGGUGUCGAAGGAAGAGUGGGAUGCGGUUUGCAAGGCAGUUCCCGACAUUGAUGCAGCCUUGCAGAAGGAUGAUGAGAAGUCAUGGAAUCUCAUCGCAGACAUUACGAUCUCCAUCACCGCUGGUGCUGUUGAUCUUCGUCGAUACUACGUGGAUGCCUGGCUGCCUCCGGCUGAAAUUCAAUGUUGA
This is a messenger RNA of Symbiodinium sp. CCMP2456, 564 nucleotides long. The record is from the annotation of a GenBank genome assembly. NCBI's taxonomy places the organism in Eukaryota, Dinophyceae, Suessiales, Symbiodiniaceae.